Ziziphus jujuba (common jujube) is the source of this 423-nucleotide messenger RNA. RefSeq lists its product as uncharacterized. NCBI's taxonomy places the organism in Eukaryota, Viridiplantae, Streptophyta, Magnoliopsida, Rosales, Rhamnaceae. The record is from RefSeq and is a predicted model, not a curated record. The coding region runs from base 1 to 423 and encodes 140 amino acids. Gene Ontology annotation, molecular function: nucleic acid binding. Gene Ontology annotation, biological process: DNA integration. The transcript is spliced from 2 exons.
AUGGAUUUGAUUGGCAAAGUGUAUCGAUCGAGUAAGCAGCAUAUGUGCAUCAUUGUAGCCAUUAACUACUUCACUAAGUGGGUCAAGGCACGAUUGGUGAAAACUAUAAACCAAGCCGAUGUGACCAAGUUCAUUAAUGAAGUUAUAAUCCACAGGUUUGGUAUAUUAGAAACUAUUACUACCGACUGCAGAACAGUGUUCAUUGGUGAAGCAGUUGAGACAUUUGUCAAAGAAUAUGGGAUCAAGCUUACUCAUUCAACCCCAUAUUUUGCUCAGGCUAGUGGUCAAUUCAAGACAUCAAAGCGAUCUGGCACUAGUACAAUAUCUUUCGCACUAACGUAUAGGCAUGAUGCUAUUCCGCUGAUGGAGGUAACUAUGAGGUCUUUACAAAUUGUCCAACAACACAAUCUUACUCUGGCCUAA